AUGUCGUCCCACUUUGCCCCAAUCGAAAGACUCUUUUCGGCCAACUCUCAGUGGGCUUCCGACGUUGAACGCCACGAGCCUGGAUUUUUCGCUCAGACUGUCAAGGGCCAAUCUCCCAAAGUCCUUUGGAUAGGUUGUGCAGACUCCAGGGUCCCCGAAACUACGUUGACAGGAUCUAGACCAGGGGAGAUCUUCGUGCAUCGAAAUAUUGCCAACCAAUUCCAUUCUGAUGAUGACAGCGUCUUGGCCGUAUUGACUUACGCAGUAGACUUUGUCGGCGUUGAACAUGUCGUCAUUGUUGGCCAUACCCAAUGCGGUGGAGCAGCCGCUUGCUUCGAGGCAUCAGGAUCUUUCGUUCCAGGAAAGCCCGUAACAACGGUCCCCACUCUUCCAGCAGAAGCUCCCCUCAAUAAGUGGCUGGAACCCCUCACUACACUCGCCGCAUCCUUGCAACUCUCAUCUAUUCCCGCUGCCGAGGCGCUACUGAAACUUGUUGAGGAGAACGUGAAGGUGCAAGUGGAGAACCUUGCCCGAUCUUCAGUCAUUGUCAACGCCUGGAAGAACGAAAAACGUGUCUGGAUCCAUGGCUGGGUCUACGACCUUGCUAGUGGGAAGCUUAGUGACCUUGGUCUUACUAGAGGUCCGCAACAUUGA
Messenger RNA from Marasmius oreades (fairy-ring Marasmius), 654 nucleotides. RefSeq lists its product as uncharacterized. Lineage: Eukaryota; Fungi; Basidiomycota; Agaricomycetes; Agaricales; Marasmiaceae. Bases 1 to 654 code for a protein of 217 amino acids. The record is from RefSeq and is a predicted model, not a curated record. Gene Ontology annotation, molecular function: carbonate dehydratase activity; zinc ion binding. The transcript is spliced from 6 exons. Gene Ontology annotation, biological process: cellular response to oxidative stress; cellular response to carbon dioxide.